GCUGCGAGUGCGUGUCUCCCUGUGUAGUGGAGGAGGGGGGGUGCAGAGAGGCGGGGGACACGCAUUUUGAGGCAGAAGUCCCGGCGCGUUCCACCGGCUAGGAACCCAGGAGUGCUCUCCUUUCCCCCACCCUUGCUCGGGGUGAACUGCCGUAAGAAACUGGAGUGACUGGCUAGGAAGACACAUCUCCGAUUGAGUGCCUUUCUUCCCACCGGCCCGCCCUUUGGGUCUCGGGACUGGGGGAGUAGGCGUCCAGAGUUCUGCGAAGCGGAUGGACUUGUGGGCAGGUUGAGGAGCCCCGUGGGGGUCCUUUGGCCACCCGGGAGGUCCCGAAGGUCAGCCGCAGUGAGGACGCGAGAGCGGAUCCAACCUGUGCGGCUCGCCGGGGCGAAGGCGGGGAAAACUGGGCGGGGGGUCCUGCCGGAGAGAACUGGAAGCUCGCGACCAUGGUCCCCAAAUUGUGGUUGCUCGUGUUCCUCGGAGCCUGCACAUCUGGAAUCCAGCAUUGGGACGGGGCUGCUCUCCAGGGCCAGCGGAACAGCUCAGGCCGGCUGCAGUGGGAAUCUCAGUGUCAGUACCAACUUCGCCAUCUUCAGGAUGGAGCCAGAAUUACGGCGCUGCUACCUCCAAGGUUGGAGGGUCACUGGAUCUCCACGAGCUGUGAAGUGCGUCCAGGGCCAGAGUUCCUCACCAGGUCAUACAUGUUCUACUCAAACCGCCUGUUUAAAGCAUACCAGUUCUACUACCAGGACCCUUCCUGCCGGGAACCCUCGUACUCCCUGCUCAUCAAAGGCAAGCUACGCCUUCGCCAGGCAUCCUGGAUAACACGGGGAGCCACAGAAGCCAACUACCACCUGCACAAGGUCGGCAUCGUCUUCCACAGCCAGAGUGCUAUUCUGGAGAUAGCAGAACGCAUCAAUCAGACAGAUGGCGGGGGCUGUGGUAAAGUACUCCCUCCGGGGAGGUCCUGGAUUCCAGGGACGGUCUAUGAACUCCUGAGUGCCAAGGCAGAGAGAGACUGCACUGGGGCCCUGGGCUUUGCGAUGCACGAGCUCAGCCUGAUCCGAGUGGAAAGGCACUACAAGCUGCAGCAGAUGCCGGGCAGUAGGGUGGUGGAGGAGCUCUAUCUGGGUGACAUCCACACGGAAUGGUCAGAAAGGCUCCACUACAGACCCACCGGGUAUCAGCGCCCACUCCAGAGUGCCAUGCAUCACUCGCACCCAUGCCCAGCUUGUGGAAUCAUCUACCGUUCGGAUGAACACCAUCCCCCAAUCCUACCCCACAAGGAAGUGCUGCCCCUAAGACUCAGUGGCAGGUGGGUCAGCAUGAGGUGUGAGGUCCGACCUGCUGUACUGUUCCUCACCAGAUUCUUCACCUUCCAUGGGAGUAACCGGACAUGGGAAGGCUAUUAUCACCACUACUCUGACCCUGCUUGCCGACAGCCCACAUUCACUGUGUAUGCCUUUGGGCAUUACAACAAGGGCACCCUAUCUACCAAGGUCAGAGGUGGCAUGGAGCUAACAUUCAAGGUCACCCAGGCCCGUGUGACGCCAAUGGAUCAGGUCACUGUGGUGAUGCUGAACUUCUCACAUCCAGGGAGCUGUGGGGAUGCAGGGUCCUGGUCCCUUGGAAUCGAGCAGGAUGUCACACCAACCAAUGGGUGCUUACCACUAGGCAUCAAGCUCCCUCAUGUAGAGUUUGAACUCUUUAAAAUUGAACAAGACAUAAGAGGCCAAAGCCUGCUGUUCAUUGGAGAGAGGCCCACAGAUGGCUCAAACCCAGAUAUUCCAGAGAAGCGUCCCACUUCCUACCAGGACCCUCUGGUCCAAUGUGCUGGAGCAUCCAGUGGCUUUUCAAGACAACUUCCUCACAGUCAUCAGCCAGAAAAAUAUAGGAGUAGCAGGAACAGAUCAUCAGAAGUAUCCUCUAAGGGCAGCCUACUUCUGAUCAUAGCCCUGACGUUUUUAAAGUGGGACUUUGACUGAUCAAACUGUUGGCUUCCAAAGCAGGAAGAAAUUCCCUACGGAGUUUGACAUCCCUCCAGGCGCAUCUCCAAGAUCAGCACCUUCUCCUCUAACCCCUGAGACUCUGUAAAUGCUUAAACAUGGACAGAGGAACGGUGGUAUUCUUGAGACUAGACUCAGCACACAAAUAUCCACUUCCAAGUUACUGAGGAAUGCUGAUUCGGCAGAACUCAGCAGUUCACACUAAAGCCGGUGACAUGAAUUAAAGAUGCUGCUUUGAGCUUUCAGUGGCCUGUAUUCAGAGGCAACCUCAGCCUCCUCCCAGAGUGCUAACUGCUGGAAUUUCUGUGCUUCUCAAAUUCAGAAUUUUCAGCCUAGAAAUUUCCAGCCUUCCAGGAUCUCUGUUUCUGAGGUAGGGUUCAAUCUAACGGGUGCUCCCUUUGUCUCAUUCAAAACUAAGGGACUCAAAGAUGUCUGAGAGGCAGGUUAAACUCUACACCCCACUUCCAGAUCACACAGAAGCAAGUUGACUGUUAGUGCUUGUUUGAAUACCCCUUGUUAUUUUUAGCCACUAGAUAGCCAAAGAAUUCAUCUGAAUCUACAGUAUAUAGUUUUUCAUUCUUCAUCAGAAAAUUCCCAAUUCUUUAAAUACUAACAAGAGAAAAUGUUGUGGAUAUCUUAUGGGUGGAUGGCUUUAGAUCCAUUUUAUUAUUCUUUAGAUCCAUUUUACAAAUAGGUAAGUGGCAAAUCUAGAAAGUGAAUUUUGUUAUUUUAUUCUCUGGUUAUUUAUAACCAGUACCCCCCAUGAAUAGGGCUAUUUUGGGGGUUCUCAACCUUUUUUGUGUCAUGAAGCCCUUCUUAGAAAGAUAUUUUUAAGUGCAUAAAACAAAAUACAUAGGCUUAAAAGGGAAACCAAUUAUAUCAAAAUUGUUAUUUAAAUAUUUUUUAAAAACUGACAGACCCCAGGCUAAUAACCCUUGGAUUAUAUGAUCCCUAAGGUUGGUUUUUUAUCUUUGUAUCCACAUCUUGCAUGUUGUAAGAGCUUAAUCUUUGAAUCAAAUUCUUAAAGUUCCUUCUGACUAAGGCCUAUAACCUUUCAGUCAACAACCUGAAGUGUGAAUUUACUUAUGUGGUAUAGUUAGCCAUGGACUAUAAUUGGGGAUGGGGGUUGAAAAUAGUACUGAAGUAUCAUUUUCACACUGCUAAAAAUUCCUCUGCCAUGGUGAACUCAGAGGUCCCGAGAAACAUUUUAAUGAUCUCCUUUCUUCCUCCAUCCCACCUUCACCACUCACAUUACAUAUUUUAAGAUUCAAAUCCAGGUCUCACAAGUGACUUUGUGAACUUGGACAAUGAAAUCCCUUUCCUUUGCUGGUCUGGUUUCCUCAUCUGUAAAAUGAGAGGGUUUUUAGAUGAUUUCUAAAGUCCUUUCCAGUUCUGGAUGCUUUGAUAGACCUAUUGCCUAUAAAGCAAAUGCUCCUUUCCACUAGAAUUCAUCACCCCAGCCCGCUUAUUUUGUUCAAUUGGCAUCUGCUGAAAAGUCCCAUCUGACUUCUCUAAGCAUUCUUGUUUUUAAAAAGUUAAUCUUUGCAAGUCCCAAACUAAAAAGGGCUUUCAAAGGGCAUAUUUACAGAACUGCAGUUAUAAGAUUAUUUAUGGUUUGAAACCUAAUGGAUAAGGUUGUGGGGCUUUGGAGAGGGUAGAGGUUCCAGGGGAUGCCAUUUACACUAAACAAUUCACCUAUGUGUGGUGCAAAUGAAUCACAUUUGCACAUUAAUCACAUUAUAAUUUUUAAUCACAUUAAAAUUAAAACUUAAAAAUCUUUUUCAUAAACAAUUAUACCAACUGAACAGUGUUCCCUGUGGUUAUUAAAGAUGGACAUGUG
Molecule: messenger RNA, 3846 nt
Organism: Trichosurus vulpecula (common brushtail)
Lineage: Eukaryota; Metazoa; Chordata; Mammalia; Diprotodontia; Phalangeridae
Gene: APCDD1L
Product: APC down-regulated 1 like
Exons: 4
Coding region: 447-1985 (512 amino acids)
Biological process (GO): negative regulation of Wnt signaling pathway
Cellular component (GO): plasma membrane
Molecular function (GO): Wnt-protein binding
Source: RefSeq, a predicted model, not a curated record